CCACGGCGUGAUUCCAGAUUUCCAGGGUCGAGCGUCUACAAAACCCUGGCCACCCGCCCCAGCCCCAAUAUGUCCUCCCACCGUCCAUCCCCACCUCGUGUGCUCGUGUCCCUCCUCUCCUGAAAGGCUGAAACCCCAGCUCCUUUCUCCCCUCCGGUGUCGUUCGCAUCGCCCAGGCUCCAAUGUCGGCCUCGCCGGCGGCGUCGGCCGGCAAGAUGACCAUGUCCGCCGAGUACGCCAAGUCCGGCCGUUCCUCCUGCAAGGGAUGCAGCGCGAGCAUCGCCAAGGGCGCCCUCCGCCUCGGUGCCUCUGCCCUCGACCUCCGUGGAUACGACAGCACCAAGUGGUACCACGUUGUCUGCUUCCCCGCCUCGUCACACCCGCUUGGACCCGUCGAGAAGGUCAAGGGGUUCGACUCCAUCAAGGAUGACGAUCGCGAGCAGUUGCGGGAGCUAGAGAAGGAUAUUUGCUCUCUUCAGAACAAUAAGAGAGACCAGACUGCAGUAAGUCCGUUGGAAGUUCCAAGUCCAAAGAAAGCAAAGGCCCAUCUAUCUUCGCAUGAGACUGGGGUGGAAGAAAAUUCAAGUGUCUCUGUUGAGUACGCCAAGUCUGCCCGCUCAUCCUGCAAAGGCUGCAGCGUGAGCAUCGCCAAGGGCGCACUCCGCCUUGGUGUUUCAUACCGUGAUGCCCGUGGCUUCGACAGCACCAAUUGGUACCACGUCACCUGCUUCCCCACAUCGUCGCAUCCACUUUGCCCCAUCGAAAAUGUCAAGGGGUUUAACUCCAUUAAGGACGAUGACCGUGAGGAGUUGCGUGAGCUGGAAAAGGAUAAUAAGAGAGACCAGGCUACAAUCGUUCCACUGGAAGUUCCAGGCCCAAAGAAAGCAAAUGCCCUUAUAUCCUCACCCGAAGUGGAAGAGGCAGAAAAGAGAGACCAGACUGUCAGUCCGUUGGAAGUUCCAAGUCGAAAGAAAGUGAAGGCCCAUCGAUCAUCGCCUGAAGUUGCGGUGGAAGAUGCAAGUGUCUCUGUUGAGUAUGCCAAGUCUGCCCGCUCCUCCUGCAGGGGCUGCAGCAUGGGCAUCGCCAAGGGCUCACUCCGGUUCGGUGUUCCAGUCCGUGAUCGUCGUGGCUUCGACAGCACCAAGUGGUACCACGUCACCUGCUUCCCCAUGUUGUCGCAUCCACUUGGCCCAAUUGAGAAGGUCAAGGGGUUCGACUCCAUUAAGGAUGAUGACCAUGAGGAGUUGCGUGAGCUAGAGAAGGAUAAUGAGAGAGAUGAGGCUGCAGUCGGUCCACUGGAAGAUCCAAGACCAAAGAAAGCAAAUGCCCUUAUAUCCUCACCUAAAGUGGAAAUGGCAGAAAAGAGAGACCAGACUGCAGUCAGUCCGUUGGAAGUUCCAAGUCCAAAGAAAGCAAAGGACCAUAAAUCUUCACCUGAAGUUGCGGUGCAAGAAAAUGCAAGUGUCUCUAUUGAGUACGCCAAGUCUGCCCGGUCCUCCUGCAGGGGCUGCAGCGUGAGCAUCGCCAAGGGCUCACUCCGCUUUGGUGUUCCAGUCCAUGAUCUCCGUGGCUUCGACAGCACCAAGUGGUACCAUGUCACCUGCUUCCCCACAUUGUCGCAUCCACUUGGCCCUAUUGAGAAGGUCAAGGGGUUCGACUCCAUUAAGGAUGAUGACCGUGAUGAGUUGCGUGAGCUAGAGAAGGAUAAUAAGAGAGAUGAGGCUGCAGUUGGUCCACUGGAAGAUCCAAGACCCAAGAAAGCAAAUGCCCUUAUAUCCUCACCUAAAGUGGAAGUGGCAGAAAAGAGAGACCAGACUGCAGUCAGUCCGUUGGAAGUUCCAAGUCGAAAGAAAGCAAAGGCCCAUCGAUCUUCACCUGAAGUUGUGGUGGAACAAAAUUCAAGUGUCUCUGUUGAGUACGCCAAGUCUGCCCGCUCCUCCUGCAGGGGUUGCAGCUUGAGUAUCGCCAAGGGCUCACUCCGUUUCGGUAUUCCAGUCCCUGAUCUCCGUGGCGACAGCACCAAGUGGUACCACGUCACCUGCUUCCCCACAUCGUCGCAUCCACUUGGUCCCAUCGAGAAGGUCAAGGGGUUUGACUCCAUUAAGGAUGAUGAGCGUGAGGAGUUGCGUGAGCUAGAGAAGGAUAAUAAGAGAGAUGAGGCUGCAGUCGGUCCACUGGAAGUUCCAAGACCAAAGAAAGCAAAUGCCGUUAUAUCCUCACCUAAAGUGGAAGUGGAAGAAAAGACUGCAGUCAGUCCGUUGGAGGUUCCAAGUCAAAAGAAAGCAAAGGCCCAUCGAUCUUCGCCUGAAGUUGCGGUGGAAGAUGCAAGUGUCUCUGUUGAGUACGCCAAGUCUGCCCGGUCCUCCUGCAGGGGCUGCAGCGUGAGCAUCGCCAAGGGCUCACUCCGCUUCGGUGUUCCAGUCCGUGAUCGCCGUGGCUUCGACAGCACCAAGUGGUACCAUGUCACCUGCUUCCCCACAUCGUUGCAUCCACUUGGCCCCAUCGAGAAGGUCAAGGGGUUCGACUCCAUUAAGGAUGAUGACCGUGAGGAGUUGCGUGAGCUAGAGAAGGAUAAUAAGAGAGACCUGGCUACAGUCAGUCCACUGGAAGUUCCAAGCCUGAAGAAAGCAAAUGCCCUUAUAUUUGCACCUAAAGUGGAUGUGGCAGAAAAGCUAUCCCCAGGGAAGAAAAGAAUCAGUCCAUAACCGAGUGAUACCCUUUUUGGCAUCUGAUAUCAAGAAAAUAUACAAGGCUAUCGGUCUGGAGUUUCAUGUUCCUGAAGAGUACUUCGACCCCUAGUUGUUAACUGUGGCCAGGUACAUUAGGUGGAGACUGGAGAAUAAGAUGGUUUACCGAUUAUCAUAGGCUGGUGUCUCGUGUUUAUCAUAGGCUGGUGUCUCGUGUUCGGGAUCUGAGAAUACCACAAUUAUUCUGUCAUGAAAACGUAUCACAAUAUCGCUGUUCAAACCGGCCAUCGAUGUUCCCAGAAUGCACUGUUUGCUACAGUUCCCAUCUUC
Messenger RNA from Brachypodium distachyon (stiff brome), 3017 nucleotides. RefSeq names its product polynucleotide 3'-phosphatase ZDP. Gene Ontology annotation, molecular function: polynucleotide 3'-phosphatase activity; zinc ion binding; ATP-dependent polydeoxyribonucleotide 5'-hydroxyl-kinase activity. Gene Ontology annotation, biological process: DNA repair. The record is from RefSeq and is a predicted model, not a curated record. Lineage: Eukaryota; Viridiplantae; Streptophyta; Magnoliopsida; Poales; Poaceae. Bases 183 to 2705 code for a protein of 840 amino acids. The transcript is spliced from 19 exons.